This is a messenger RNA of Camelus dromedarius (Arabian camel), 3119 nucleotides long. RefSeq names its product checkpoint with forkhead and ring finger domains (gene CHFR). The record is from RefSeq and is a predicted model, not a curated record. Gene Ontology annotation, molecular function: ubiquitin-protein transferase activity; protein binding. Gene Ontology annotation, cellular component: nucleus. The coding region runs from base 68 to 2056 and encodes 662 amino acids. The transcript is spliced from 17 exons. Lineage: Eukaryota; Metazoa; Chordata; Mammalia; Artiodactyla; Camelidae. Gene Ontology annotation, biological process: mitotic cell cycle checkpoint signaling; protein ubiquitination; ubiquitin-dependent protein catabolic process.
GCUGAGGGCUCCGCGAUGUCUGUUGACAGCGGCGGCGGCUGGGCGGCCGGUUCCGGAUGUGAGUCGGAUGGAGCGGCCAGGGGAAGGCGAGCAGCCGCCGCAGCAGCAGCCGUGGGGCAGGCUCCUCCGCCUGGGCGCCGAGGAGGGCGAGCCGCACGUCCUCCUGAGGAAACGGGAGUGGACCAUCGGGCGGAGAAGAGGCUGUGACCUUUCAUUCCCCGGCAAUAAGCUGGUCUCUGGAGACCACUGUAAGAUUAUAGUGGACGAAAAAUCUGGUCAGGUGUCACUGGAAGAUACCAGCACCAAUGGAACAGUAAUUAAUAAGCUGAAGGUUGUUAAGAAGCAGACCUGCCCUUUACAGACUGGGGAUGUCAUCUACUUGGUGUACAGGAAGAAUGAACCAGAACACAAUGUGGCAUACCUCUACGAAUCUUUUAAUGAAAAGCAAGGCGUAACACAGGACUCCUUCGAAGCUAAUAAAGAAAAUGUGCUCCACACGACCAAAGAUACCUCAGGUACAGGGCGAGGCGACGACCCUGGGGCCCUGCUGUCGGCACCCGCCACUCAGGUGUGCUUUGAGGAACCACAGCCAUCGACGUCGACGUCAGACCUCUUCCCCGCGGCCUCUACCUCUUCCAUAGAGCCCAGCUCUGCAGGGCGAGUGCCUCCCUGCAGCCCCAGCUUCAGAGGUGCAGGCGUCCCCCCAAAAGGGUGUGGUCCAUCCAUGGCAAGUGACGACAUCACCAGCUUCCCUUUGGCUCUCCCAGGCAGAGAGGGAGCAUCCUUUUCUCGGUCGGAACCCCAGGAUCAGGAGGACUUGGGGCCUGUUAGGAAGAGAAUGAAAGGAGAUGCAGAUGGGGAUCCCAACCUGGACCUGCCAGCGGGGGUCUCAGACCAGGACAGAGACACCCAGGCCAGCCUUGAGGUCAGAGCUGCAGCCGUGAAGCCAGACAAGAUGGAGGAGACACUCACCUGCAUCAUCUGCCAGGACCUGCUGCACGACUGUGUGAGCCUGCAGCCCUGCAUGCACACCUUCUGCGCAGCCUGCUACUCGGGCUGGAUGGAGCGCUCUGCCCUGUGCCCCACCUGCCGCUGUCCAGUUGAGCGCAUCUGCAAAAACCACAUCCUCAACAACCUGGUGGAGGCCUACCUGCUGCAGCACCCGGACAAGGGCCGCAGCGAGGAGGACAUGCGCAGCAUGGCCGCCAGGAACAGGAUCACUCAGGACAUGCUGCAGCCCAAAGUCCGGAGGGCCUUCUCGGACGAGGAGGGCAGCUCCGAGGACCUGCUGGAGUUGUCAGACGUGGACAGUGAGUCCUCAGACGUUAGCCAGCCGUACGUUGUGUGCAGACAGUGCCCUGAGUACCGAAGGCAGGCGGGGCAGCCUCUUCCCUGCCCAGGGCCUGGCAGUGAGCCAGGGGCACCAGCAGCCCCUGGGGAUGCGCCGUCAACAUCCACCAGUGUUGCAACAGCCCAGGACUACGUGUGUGCCCUGCAAGGAAGCCAUGCCAUUUGCAACUGCUGCUUCCAGCCCAUGCCCGACCGGCGGGCGGAGCGUGAGCGGGACCCUCGCAUCGCCCCCCAGCAGUGUGCUGUUUGCCUACAGCCCUUCUGCCACCUGUACUGGGGCUGUGCCCGCACCGGCUGCCUUGGCUGCCUGGCCCCAUUCUGUGAACUCAACCUGGGUGACAGGUGUCUGGACGGGGUGCUGAGCAACAACAACUACGAGUCGGACAUCCUAAAGAAUUACCUGGCGACCAGGGGUUUGACGUGGAAAAACGUGCUGACCGAAAGUCUCGUGGCUCUGCAGAGGGGAGUGUUCCUGCUGUCUGAUUACAGAGUCACCGGGAACACCGUGCUGUGCUACUGCUGCGGCCUGCGGAGCUUCCGAGAGCUGUCCUACCAGUAUCGGCAGAACAUUCCCGCUUCUGAGCUGCCGGUGGCUGUAACAUCCCGUCCUGAUUGCUACUGGGGCCGCAACUGCCGCACUCAAGUGAAGGCCCACCAUGCAAUGAAAUUCAAUCACAUCUGUGAACAGACGAGGUUCAAGAACUAAGCAUCCAGUGAGGCACCCAGAUGGCUGAGGAAUAUUGGAGGUCGAGGACAAGUGUUUCAGAAAAUACCGAAUUCCGACAGUUUGAGGGCAUUUUACAGCCCCCCUUAGGGGACACUGGGGGGGAUCUCUGCAUUGGGCCCUGUGGUGUGACUUUUACUUUGCGGAGUGAGACCCUCGGUAAGAAGCCCUCCAGUGGCCUGGGAGGCCCAGGGCGGCACAGGACGGCACAAGCUGUUCUCCGAGCUCUGGGGCCCGAGAAGCAGCCAUCACCUGUUCCCUCCCACUGAGAUGACCGCAGGCCUGCCCUCUGCACCUUCCCGCACCAUUGCAACACAGCCAUCCCUCUUCAGGAGAAGCGUCCUGGGAGAGGGAGGAAAGUUUGUCAGGAGCGCUGUGUCGUUUGAGGAAGGGGAGGCUGACAGGCCGUGGGCGUCCAGCACGCCUGCUGUAGGGCGAGCCAGCGUCUCAAGCUUGUGUUUUCAUAGAUUUGGUGCUUAUCCUCUAAUAAGACUUACCUAUCACAACCAGUAGCAUAAAUGAUAUAAUUUAUAGUGUACAAAUUGGACUAAAAUUGGGGCUAGUAUGAUAUUUGAAAGAGUAUGUCUCUGUCGAUUACAAACAAGUCAUCAGCCAUCCAGGGCUGCUAACCCCAGACCCCCGGCGUCGAGGGCACGGUCGGGCCCGUUUCUUGCUCCUCCCCUGUGUUGGGGGCUGGGGGCUGCCCAGGGGUCACCCUCUGGCUCCUCUGGAGCAGCCCCUUCCCGCCAAGAGCGUGAGGGACCCGUGCUUCCCUGAGUCCUCGCCCUCUCCUCCUGCGUUGGGUGUGCCGUGUCAUCCGGAACAAUACUUGAAAUUUUGUUCUUUGUUUAAAAAAAAAAAGUUUGUUUAUCCUUUGUCGAAAUCACUUGUUAGGUUUGUCUGCAAAAGGGUAACUUUUUUGCUUCUCCUCAGGAAUACAAUUUUCAGCUUUGUCUUGCUCUUGAUGCAGACUGAGAAGCAGCGCUCUGGAAGAAGGCUGCCUUCCUGCAUCCCAAUAAACAAGCCGUGUCUGUUUCUAUACCCA